CAACAGGCUUUUUCCUGUCUCUCUCUCUCUCUCUACCCAUGAUCCCCCUUUCUCUCUCUACCCAUAAUAAUUCUCAGUCCACCUCUCUUAUAAACCCUGCCCAUGCUCCCAUAAACCCCUCAACUCUCUCUUUCUCUCUCUCUCUCUCUCUCUCUAGCGAUGGGCUUUUGCAGUAAGAGCGCUUCAAAGGACCAAAACCCAUGUAAUGUGAGGCCUUUCCCGACCAAAAAUCGCAGGAAAAAUGGCCGGAAAACUGAGAAAAUGGCUGGAAAAGAAAGUGUCGAGAAGAAAUUAGUGGCUUUGCAGAGGCUUUUACCGGCGGGAAAAAGCAUGAAGGGUGAUCGGAUUUUUGAGGAAACAGCAGAAUACAUAGUUUUGCUGAGGACCCAAGUUCAGAUCUUGCAGAAACUUGUUGAUUUGUAUAGCAAUGGUGGCUGUCAGUGUAAGGAAGGUGGUUAAUGGAAAAUGCCUUUUCUUUUAUUUUUUUUUAUUUUUGCAUCUUUGUUUUUCUUUCCCCCCCUGAAAUGAGCAUGAGCUUAGGUUA
This is a messenger RNA of Amborella trichopoda, 544 nucleotides long. Lineage: Eukaryota; Viridiplantae; Streptophyta; Magnoliopsida; Amborellales; Amborellaceae. The record is from RefSeq and is a predicted model, not a curated record.